This is a messenger RNA of Rodentolepis nana, 618 nucleotides long. The record is from the annotation of a GenBank genome assembly. Lineage: Eukaryota; Metazoa; Platyhelminthes; Cestoda; Cyclophyllidea; Hymenolepididae.
AUGAUGAGUGCACAAUGUAAUAAGGUAUCUAAAGUUAAGCUUUGGCAUAAAGUGGAAAAAUGCGACAUGCCCUUGACACAGAAACGAGUGUCUGAUAUCGAUGACAACUAUACAACUAAUCAAAUGGACCCAAUGUUUUUGCUGAAAUCACCAUCUCGACGACUGGGCUGCGUUGAGACUGAAGGUGGUGAAGCAGCCAUCCAGCGCCAUCCAUUUUUCCGAGAAAUUGAUUGGAAGCUACUAGAAGAACGCAAGAUCCGUCCACCAUUCCGACCAAAGGUCCGUUCACGCUUCGAUACCACAAACUUCGACAAGGACUUUACCAACGAGGACCCGGUGCUAACCCCACUAGAUCAUUCAAGUGAAUUAGCAGCCCUAGAACAGGACGUGUUCGCAGCCUUUGACUGCGUGAACCCAGAUUACAGCGCACUGCGUCACCAUGCCAUUCGACCGAGUCAACAACAGCCCUUGCUCUCGGUCUCUGAGGGUGUUAAUAUUACUUCAACUGAUCGAAUAACCACCCCUGUUUCCCCGGAGAAACGCAGCCAAGCAAACCCCAAUAUAGCUUCUUCCUCAACAACCAUUUCUGAUACCACAGCCACUAGUAAUAAUGAGUAA